CAACACGCUUCUCUUCCUAUAGCUUAGUGCCUGUUCUUCCCUGCAGUGUGCCUCUAUUCUCAUGGUUCUCAAAGGACUUCCAAGCACCUACAACAAGGAUCUGCAGGAGGACAAGGAGGCUGUCUUUGAUGUGGUGGAUACCCUGACUGCUGUGCUCCAGGUUGCCACUGGAGUCAUCUCUACCCUCCAGAUCAACAAGGAGAAUAUGGAGAAAGCUUUGACCCCCGAAAUGCUGUCCACUGAUCUGGCUCUCUACUUGGUUCGUAAAGGAGUGAGAAUCAGUCUGGGUCAACAAACACGAGAGCUGGAAACCCAUUAUUUACAUGUAUCCCAAGUAGAGGAACUGCUGCCGGGUGGACUUGAUAGUAAUUUACAGGUGGAGUUCUGCCUCCUAAUGCCUCCCCUUUUCACACCCCAGAACACCUGUCAGAGUCAGACUGCGUUGCCCUAA
This is a messenger RNA of Struthio camelus australis, 451 nucleotides long. The record is from RefSeq and is a predicted model, not a curated record. Lineage: Eukaryota; Metazoa; Chordata; Aves; Struthioniformes; Struthionidae.